AUGGAUGCCCCCAUUCGUCAUGGUCAGCAACAUCGGCAGUUGGUCACCCACAAAUGCGAUAAGUGCCUGAAAGAGUUUUAUCGUCGUGAUAAGUUGGUCGAACAUAGAGUGGUAUGUGACGAAAACACCUCGAAGAGGAAAUCUGAUGAUGCAGUUCACACUACUUCUAAGGCUAAACGGAGUAAAGUUGAUGAGACAGCUCACUCCUCCAAUAAAAUUGGCCAUAGGCAUAUGGUGAUGACGAUCCGUGUAAUCUUACAUCUGCUUUCGAGGAAAGUUUGAAGAAAAUUGAACUGAAACCGCGAAAGGAUCAAAAGCAUGAUAUGUCCCAAUUUCUGCGUGUUAAAUCCAAACCGAUUCUUAUUCAUCUAUCGAAAGAGCUGGAAAUGAAAAAAGGAUCGAAAUGGUUUAUCAGUGUGAAAGUGAGAUUUCUCAAACCCAAAGUAGACGGUGAAGAUCUAUUCAGUGAACCGCAUUUCCGCAGUCUGUGUACUACAACGGUUAAUGUUCACGAUGUGGAGAAACAAAUACAAGAAGCUUGCAGUAAAAUUAUCGAUUCCUUGGCGAUAUAUCGGACAGAAGGAAGCGGUUGGGUGUUGGACGAAAUACUUCAUUUAGACCUGAACAUGGCCAAAUAUACUCCACUGUAA
This is a messenger RNA of Paramuricea clavata, 650 nucleotides long. The record is from the annotation of a GenBank genome assembly. Lineage: Eukaryota; Metazoa; Cnidaria; Anthozoa; Malacalcyonacea; Plexauridae.